CGUAUAUGUGUUUCUUCUUUUCCUAUUUUUUUUUUAUUAGGAGCUUCUUUUCCUAUUUCUACUCGUAUAAGUUUUCCUUUAAUUAAUUAACUAAACAAGCAUAAUAUUCGAAUUGGUUGGAGUUUAUAUCUGUAACUGCAUCGAGCAUUUGUUACUCCUGAAGUCCUGAUUUUGGAUAGGAAUACUCGUUAAUUAAAGGUUGAUUAGUUUGAUGGCAACUACAAUUUUGCGGGAUCGUCCUCAAUUUGGAACUUUGAAGAGAUGUAAAAAGAUCAGAGAAAGGGACCGAAUUAGUGAUUUGCCAGAUGAGAUCCUGAUACAUAUCCUGACUCUGUUGACACUCAAGGAAGCAACAGUUACUGGCAUCCUUUCUAAGAGAUGGAGAAACUUAUGGACAUCCUGCCCUAAUCUCGACUUUGAAUGUUUGAAGCCAUUAAAGUUGGGUAAUCGAACAUAUAUGCGAUGCGUUGACAAUAUUUUACGACAAUAUAGUGCUAAAAAGUUGCAUCGAUUUAGGAUUGCCCGUCCGGGAGAACCUGGCAUGCUUUAUUAUUUUGAUGAUUGGAUUUCCUUUGCCAUAAAAAGUGGUGUUUCUGAGCUUGAGCUAAACUUAAAUGCACAUCCUGGUCCUGAUGAUCCGAGGAAUUAUUAUUUUCCUGCUCAUGUUUUUAGAUUGUCGCAUUCUGCUUCUCCCAAUAUUGGGAAACAAUUUGAGUCUCUAAGAGAUCUCUGCCUAAGAUCUGUAAACCUCGCGGACGAUGUUUUCGACUUGAUUUUAUCUAGCUGUUCGUCUCUUGAAAGAUUCACUUUGGAGUACAGUCUUGGGCUGGUAAAUGCAAAAAAUACAGCUCCUCACCUAAAGCUGAAAUCACUGGAGUUGUACUGCUGUAAAGACCUAGAAUAUUUGCAAGUCUUGGCCCCAAAUCUCAUGUCAUUCAAGUAUGCAGGAAGCCAAAAAACUCUUUGUAUCAAGGAUGCUAAGCAGCUUGCUUCUUUGAGGCUAACAAACCUUAGAGACCGCAGUACAAGCGCGACCUUAUCAGGAGCUAAAAACUUUGUUUUCAGUCAGUUCUCCUCUCAUUUCCCAAAGCUUAAAUCUUUGGUUGUUUCAGCUCAUCUCUUCCAGGGCAUGACCGAUUUUACAGAGCUCUGUGUUUUUAGUAGUCUAAAACAACUGGCAGUUGACAUUGCUCAUGUUUGGUCAACCUACGUGGGCUACAAAGUAGCUGCUUCCGUAAUCAGGGGAGCCCCUUUAUUGGAGCUACUUGAGAUAGUUCAUCUUGAAACAGUCUUGACUGCUGAAAUUGAUGCCACAUAAUACAUUCUAACACUGCUGACAGGAGUGACAGGUGAAAUAAAUAUGCUGAGCUGAUUUCUUGUCUUUUCUACACAUCUGACAAUCUGAUUCUGCACAUUUUCAACUUCUGCAUGAUGUCUCGUAGCAUUAGAUCUGCUCCAGUUGCCAUGCACUUUGUUUUGAUUGCCCUUUAACCAAGAAUAACCAUUGGCAAUGGCUUACCUAUUUUUACCAGUUUCCAAUUUCCAUCCCUUUUACUCAAACCCAGCAGUCAUUUUUUUUUUUCGAAUACGUGCCAAUAGCCGCUGCGUUCCAUAAGAUGCAGUCUCUAACCCGCAAUGCUUUUUAGGCUUGCGGAUGUGAUCUUCAGCAACAAUAUGACCUACUCAGAUUAACUCCCUUCCCACAUUUGUAUGUUUUGAUGGUAUAAUUUAAGGAUUCAGCAUGAAUCAAUUAGAGAACUUUUUGUUUGCUCUUUUCAAUAGAAAACAAGCCAAACAAGCUUUUCUAAUAUGCUUUAAAAUAGUCAAAUAUAGGGUGUGUUCUAGAUCAGAUCUGAUCUGAUCUGUUUUGAUGAGAUCUGGUAAGAGCUGAAACUAUUAGUACAAAGUUGAAGAGAACAGGGCCAUAAUAGACCUCUAAUAUGAUUCUUAAACUACCACUCCUUUAGAGCAUUGGAAUUUUAAUGACCUGAUUAUCCAUGUGAGAUUGUGAGGUUGUCUGGAAAGUGAUUUAUUCCAUUCAGUAUAUGGAGUAAUAAAAAAGUGUACUACAUGGCAACGCCAGUAGCUGGGAAAUAUCGUAAGAUAUCGUGCUAAUUCUAGCUUAGCAAGAUCAACUCUAUUGUCUAAGAAAUCAUACAUGAAUUUGGCCUUCUUAUAUGGCUUGAAUUACUCAUUUUCUCUAGCACCUUAAGCUUUGGAAAUUAACUUCUUUUCUUGUAUAUUGAAAACCAGUAUUCACUACUCCGUAUUUAGUAGUUUCCCACCCAUCAUUGAGCUUGAUCUCGAACAUAUAUAUGUCUACAUUAGUGUCGUUAUGUGAGUUUUCAUAUUGUUGUCAACAUGUGUGUGGACUGUUUGCUACAUGAUAAUGUGUUCUGGUUUGUUCUUCACUAAGUUCAUUUCCCGAGAGUCUUACGGAAGUGGGUUUCAAUUCUUGAUUUUUUUUAGUGCAGUUAAUUAUUACUGCCUUAUUAUAAUUUGAUUAAUUGGAUAAAUGCUAUGAAUUUCCUCUAUACUGCUUGUAGGUCCCGCCAUUUAUUGUUGACUGGCUGGAAUACCCCGCGCUAAAAUUGCCUUCUAUGUCUCCGCCACAUCAGACACUAAAGGAGGUCAAAUUGUUUGGCUUUAGAGGUGAUGAUAACACCAUGGAAUUUCUUUCCUAUCUUUCC
This is a messenger RNA of Beta vulgaris subsp. vulgaris (sugar beet), 2690 nucleotides long. Its product is annotated as F-box/LRR-repeat protein 25. The coding region runs from base 212 to 1318 and encodes 368 amino acids. Lineage: Eukaryota; Viridiplantae; Streptophyta; Magnoliopsida; Caryophyllales; Amaranthaceae. The transcript has 4 exons. The record is from RefSeq and is a predicted model, not a curated record. Gene Ontology annotation, molecular function: protein binding.